AAAACAUUACUGUCCAGUUUGGAUUAGGUGGCCACACUGCUGGACGUGCGUCAGCGUUCCAGAAUUUUGUCCAUAUUGGAGCCAGCUGUAGAAGCUGGGAAAACUUUUAAGAGUUUCUGGGCUCGUACUGGAUUGGCUGGAGGUAUUCCAAGUUGCUUAGUAGCUUUUUGGCAGGAAAUGUGCAAAAACCUGCUUUGCUUUUUAGAACAUUGUUAUUCACUGCGCGAGUUCUCAUGUGUUUCUGCCUUGCGGCUCAUUCGAAUUGCACAAGUUCUGUUUUUCUUAGCAUGUGUGAGAGAGGUACUUCUGAUUUCCUCCUGGAGGGGCCAUGUUGUCAUUUAUAAUUUACUGCAGUUCAAUCUCAGACUAGAACUAUUUGUUCUUGGAACCGCACUUUUAUUUUGAGACCACUUAUUUCUCUUUGUCGUUCUGUCACUGAUUUAUGUUCUGUGCUAUACCAUAAGGGCCUUUACACACAGGCAGAGAAGAAUCACUAUGUGGGGCACAUUCAUUGUAUUACUGUAUGUUUCAUAGCAUAACAUUGGACAUAAUCCUUCGUGAAUGUUGUCUGACUAAUGAUGAUAUUGAAGACGCCACGGUCAACAAAAUUGCGCUGUGGCUUUGUACGUUUACUCUCUCAGUGGCCGUGUGUGCAGUACUCCUCCUGCCAAUCUCAAUCCUGUCCAAUGAAGUUCUGCUCACUUUCCCACACAGUUACUACAUGCAGUGGCUCAACGGUUCUCUUAUACAUGGCCUAUGGAACUUGGUCUUCCUCUUCUCCAACCUCUCCCUGGUCUUCCUUAUGCCUUUCGCCUACUUCUUUACCGAAUCAGAAGGCUUUACAGGGUCCAAAAAGGGUGUCAUGGCCCGAGUUUAUGAGACUGCAGUGAUGCUGCUUCUCCUCACUCUGCUGGUGCUUGGCAUUGUGUGGGUGGCAUCAGCACUCCUCCAUGACAACACAGCCAGGGAGAGUCUCUAUGACCUGUGGGAGUACUACCUGCCCUAUCUCUACUCUUGCAUCUCUCUGUUUGGAGUGCUGCUGCUACUGUUGUGUACGCCCUUUGGAAUGUCACGCAUGUUUAGCGUCACUGGGAGCUUAUUGGUUAAACCACGGCUGUUGGAGAAUGUGGAGGAGACAAUGAACUGUGCUUUGUUCGAGGAGGCCUCUCUCUCCAGGAAGCUCAACAGUAACACCUCCUGCUGGCUGAGCCUGAAUAUGGAGGCGAUGAAGAGGCAGUUUGUGAGCGUGCAGGCUAAGCGCAUGGCUCUGGAGACACGAAAGAAGGCAUCACCAUGGCAACGUAACCUGGGCUACCCGCUAGUCAUGCUGCUGCUGUUGGCUUUAACGGUGGUGUGUGUGCUGAUGGUGUGUUUCCACGUACUGGAGCUGCUCAUUGAUGAGUCUGCGAUGCCCAGAGGAAUGGAGGACCCCCAUCUGGGACUAGCGUCCUUCUCAAUGUUUGGCUCCCUAGGGGCUGCUGUGCAGGUGGUCCUUAUCCUGUAUUUGAUGGUGUCUUCAGUGGUGGGUUUCUACAGUUCACCUCUAUUUAGCAGCCUGCUGCCUCGCACGCAAGACACCACCCUCACACAGAUCAUAGGGAACUGUGUAUCUCUCCUGGUGCUCAGCUCAGCUCUGCCUGUCUUCUCCCGCACUCUGGGAAUCACAAGGUUUGAUCUUCUUGGGGACUUUGGACGCUAUAACUGGCUGGGGAACUUCCACAUAGUUUUCCUGUACAAUAUGCUCUUUGCUGGUCUCACCUCCGCCUGCCUCAUCAACACAGUCACCUGGGCUGUGCAGAGGGAGCUCAUCCGUGCCUUCGGUCUCCAUCGGCUGCCUUUCACUGUGACCCGAUCUGCAAUCCCCUUCAGGCUUUUACUGGCAAGCGGACUGUCGAAAAUCCAGUGAUGGCGGUUGACCUUUUUCCAGCACAUUAUUAGCUUUCUUUCUCUCUGGUGAAAGCUCUGUGUCUGUCUCCUGUUGGACUAGAGGCAUGCUGUGUUCAGUCAAUCAGCUAAUGAGUGAGCAGAUCACCAGAAGGCUGGUGGAAGAUCUGUGCUGCUUGCAGUCUGGUAGCGGUCCUUGGAGUUUAUUCUGAAAUGACCAUCUAAGGAGCAUCUUGGACUGCAGUUCUGUGUGAACGCUGCAUGCGGUAAUACCCAGUAUCCUCAAACAUGUAGGUGAAGUUCAUAUACAAAGGGAUUGAAGCAGUCUUCAGUUUCUCUGAAGGUUGUGUGUUCACUCAGUCUCUAAUGCCUUAAUGAAAAAUGCACAGUGGCUUCAGAGGUGGGACUCUGACGCAAAUCCAUUCACUAAAGCUAUUUCAGAGGAUGACAUAAUAAAACUUGACAGUGUUUCCUUUUCCUGUCAGUGGACUGAGGGAGUUCAGUUCUGUACUGGUAAGCCCCCGACCCUUUCCCCUCAUGCACCACUAUUUUUAGCCUUCGUUCACCAAAGUCCCAUUGCCGUUUCUCAAUGGGUCCUAACUACUCUUUUGGAGGAAAGCAGUCACAGGACGUCCAGUCUGAUGAGGGAGGAAAGGGUACAGCAUGACAGGAUUCUGUCCUAUAUUAGAGACAAUCAAAUGGGAUAACUGGUAAAAUUUAUUUUCUCAGUGUUCUCAAAGUGAAAGGUUAUCGGCCUGUUUUGCACCAUAACUUGAAAGAAAAAUAUGCAUUUUUUUAAAAGGACCAAGAUAACUGUGAAUGUUUGUUUUUUUCUUUUUUGUUUUGUUUAUUUUUUUAUUUUAUUAUUAUUAUUAUUUUUUAAUUUCAGCCAUAACAUUUAAAACCACCUUAUUGUUUCUACACUCAUUGUCAGCUCCACUUACUGUACAGGUGCACUUUGUAGUUCUACAGUUAGUUCUAGACUGUAGUCCAUCUGUUUCUCUGCAUAUUGUGUUAGCCCCCUUUCACACUGUUCUUCAAAGGUCAGAACUACCACAAGACUACCACAGGGCAGGUAUUAUUUGGAUGGUGAAUGAUUCUCAGCACUACAGUGACACUGAGUCUGGUGAUGGUGUGUUAGUGUUGUGCUGGUACGAGUGGAUCAGACACAGCAGUGCUACUGGAGCUUUUAAACACCUUGGUGUUGCUGCUGCACUGAGAAUAGUCCAACAACUAAAUGUCCAGCCAACAGCGUCCUGUGGGCAGCAUCCUGUGACCACUGAACUAGAUUUUGUCUCCAACCCUGGUCUUGGAGAGCUAUCUUCCUGUAGAGCCUAGUUCCAAACAGUUUGCCCCACCUGCUCCAUCUAAUUAACCUCUUCCCAAGUCCCUUAUUGGCUGGAUCAGAUGUAUUAGUGUUAAGUAAGGGGCAGGGCAGUUUACUGGAUUAAGGGUGGAACCAAACUCUGCAGAAAGGUAUUCUCCAGGACCAGAGUUGGAGACCACUGGUCUAGAGGAUGACUAACACAAACUGUGGAGCAACAAAUGAGCUACUCUCUCUGACUUUACAUCUACGGCGUGGUCCAACAAGGUAGAUAUGUCUAAUAGAGUAGAUAGUGAGUGGACACUUUGUUCAAUACCUCUAGCAGCACUGCUGUGUCUGAUCCUCUUGUACCAGCACAACACACACUAACACGCCACCACCAUGUCAGUGUCACCGCAGUGCUGAGAAUGAGCCACCACCCAAAUGAUACUGGCUCUGUGGUGGUCCUGUGGGGGUAAACAAACUAUGCAGAGCAACAAAUGGAUUACAGUAUGUAACUGCAGAACUACAAAGUGCUCCUAUAUCAUAAGUGGAGCUGAUAAAAUGGACAGUGAGUGUAGAAACAAGAAGGUGGUUUUAAUGUUAUGGCUGAUCAGUGUAUAUUUACUGUAUUUCUUUUUGAGAUUCAACUGCAAUUCAAGUGCAAUAUUAUACUGUAUAGAAUGUUGGAUAUAAAAUAAUGGGUUACAUUUUACUGAAGGGAAGCUUUUAUGAUGCUACCUACAUAAGCCUUUCUUGUCAACUGAUAGAAACCUAUACAGACUUUUAUAAAGGCUCAUUCCAACAAGCGUCAGUUGAGGUGAAAUGAACAAAACUGACAAAGCAGCCUUUAUGUCAGCUGACUCUUGUUGGAAUAAACAGUUGUCUUUACAAAUGUUUAUGUAGGUUUCUCAGUUGUCAUUAAGGCUUAUUAAGGUUUAUGCAAAUGUUAUGUAGUCUUACAAAUGCUCCCCUUCAGUAAAAUGUCACCAGAUUAUGUAACACAGAUGCCUCUUCCAGAUGACUUCUUUUAUGGGAUGUGGCAUUUAGUGAGGUUUACAGAAAAUGCAUGGCAAAUUCAGUUUUUAGAUAUAUAACAGGCAGACGCCACUUUCUCUGCUCUAGAUUUAUCAAAUGUGUCUAUUUAAUACUUUUUUCUUUUUUAAAAAAAUAAUAUUUAUAUCCGUUCACUUUUUUACUUCAUUUGCUGUAUCAGCAUGUUUUAAACAAAUGUCCUUUUGUGUAAUGGCCAGAAGGGGACAGUGUACUCUAAUCACAUUAUGCCUCAUACUUGUGGUUCCGUUAUAUUAAUUUGUUCUUGAUUUCUCCUCAUAAGGCAUUUUUGCUCUCUUCAGAUCAGUGGCUUACGAGGAAUGGGGUCAUGUUUUCUACACUAGGCAUUUAUAUUGCAUGUUUUGUUGUGAGAGAUAGAACAGCCUUUUGAGUUGUGUUAAUUAGGGAUUACGAGCUGUGGAAAUGGUGAGAUUCUGUCUCUAUUAAAUUAUGUGAAUAAUCCUUAAAUUUAGUUUUUGUUUUUCUUUUUUUUUUCUUUUUUUUUCCUUAAAGGCAAAAACAAAGCUGAAGGAAUGUAAGAAGCAGUAACCAGGGUGGAAGUCUUAUAUUUAAAAAAGGCAUUUGAGUUUUUAAAGGUUUUAAAGUGUUGGUAAACCCAAUUGUACACUGUUUACAUUGUCUUAUUAUGUAGUUUGGAAUGAUGUGAGUGAAAAUUGAGACAAAAAGAACAAUAAAUGUAUUUCCAUCUGCUUUUCUAAA
Molecule: messenger RNA, 4960 nt
Organism: Colossoma macropomum (tambaqui)
Lineage: Eukaryota; Metazoa; Chordata; Actinopteri; Characiformes; Serrasalmidae
Gene: lmbr1l
Product: limb development membrane protein 1-like
Exons: 16
Coding region: 524-1906 (460 amino acids)
Biological process (GO): signal transduction; receptor-mediated endocytosis
Molecular function (GO): transmembrane signaling receptor activity
Source: RefSeq, a predicted model, not a curated record